Maniola jurtina (meadow brown) is the source of this 4026-nucleotide messenger RNA. RefSeq lists its product as uncharacterized. Lineage: Eukaryota; Metazoa; Arthropoda; Insecta; Lepidoptera; Nymphalidae. Gene Ontology annotation, biological process: extracellular matrix organization; cell adhesion. Bases 482 to 3526 code for a protein of 1014 amino acids. The record is from RefSeq and is a predicted model, not a curated record. The transcript has 6 exons. Gene Ontology annotation, molecular function: cell adhesion molecule binding. Gene Ontology annotation, cellular component: extracellular matrix.
CCGUAAUUAUUUUACGCAACAUUCACCUAACAUCAUACAAUAAACGGCAUAGGAUUUUAAACGAAUCUCAAUACCUUUCGAAACAUUGAGAAGGGGCGGACGGAGUAGGGGUGGUAAAACGAAGCGGCGCUCACUGACGAUUGUACUGCCGCUGGGUCUGCCGCCGCGUGAAGCCAUUGCCCGAUAACACACAUUCGCGAAAAAAAAGUUCAUAGUUACAUGCGCGCUAAGCUUUACAAGAAUCCGGAAAUUACUAUAGAAAAAAAAAUAUAAUUGUCUAUUGUUUUAUGAACUUGUCAAACGUUCGCGCGUAAAUUUUCGCGCUGAAAUUUAAAAAAGGAAAUACGGGAUUGUUUUUUUUUUUAUUUGGAACAGUGCAGUGGACUCUAGUUAAUUGGGAUUCAGUGCUGGAAGAAGGUUGUGCUGUGACGGACAGUGUUGUGUGAUGGUACUCUGCCGCUCUGUUGUUUGAGAGUGCAGCAUGAGGGGUGGCGUUUACGCUUUUCUGCUGUUGGCGCAUACAGUCGCCGCUAUUACUGGACCCAGGAUAGAAAAUGAGUUCGACCGAAGCCGUCAGCCGGCGCUGGGACCAUCAGGCUUCAACGAACACCAAGCGAGAUUUGGACCAUCUCCUUCACUCCAGAACUACCAAGCCCAACAAGCUGUCUUAAGUAGUCCACCACCGACCAUUCAGUACCCUCAACCGAUCUUCCAACAGCAACCUUACGUUCCUCAGUUCAACAAUCUGUUGCCAGCCCAGAACAUUCCCGUUCAGAAUAUCCCCGUACAGAACAAUAAUGGUUUCCACUUCAACCAACCUUCCAAUAUCAACCAUCCAAUUAAUAACUUCCAACAAAUUCCACAACACAACCAAAAUAUACCCCAACCAAUUCCGACGUUGGCCAGUUUCCAAAAUAAUCCUAUCCCACAAGUGCCUCAAACAUUCAACCAAAAUUUAAACAUUGCACAGCAAAGGCCAACCCAACAAGCUUUCCUGCCAACUUUGGCUACCGCUCAGAACCAGGCUUUUAGUAGACCUAACCCAAUCACAAUCCAAGCAGCCCCAAACCUAUCUCCCCAAAAUUUGAACAAUGCCCAAAUCCCAUUCCAAUCUGCUAUAAACCAGUCGCCUCUAAUUCCUAAUGGACAAUCAGUAGCUCAGCUGCAAGAUUAUUAUGAACAGCAGUCGAAAGAAAACCUUGAAAAACUAAAAGAGCUUCAAGAGAGGCAGCGAAUCAUUCAGAAGCAUCAGGAGUUUGUUCAGAAACAGCAGCAAAAACAACAGGAAAAAGUGGAGAAGCUACACGAGGAAUUCGUUAGUAAACAGGCAACAAAAUCCAUACCCACGUACACGACGACAGAAAACUAUGAAGAUUUUUACAAACGAAACCAAGAGAGGCGAAGACCACUACAACCGCAUGAAACAGAUUUGUUCAGGAAGGCUAUUGAAAUGUAUGAAAAGGAACAUCCGACUACCACUACAACAACGACCACAACAACUACCACAACACCUCGUCCCCGACCCACCGUAAGACCAAGGACAAGAGCGCCCACUAGAACAAGAGCACCCCCUCAAGACAGGAAUAAACAAAAACUUUACAACGAAAUAAAAGAUCUGCUAGAAGAGAGUGAUAAUAAAGGAUUUGAUGACAAUUUGAGAGCCAAGAGCGUUGCUUUACUCCAAAAACCCGAUAUUUUAAAACAACUAAAAGUAGCUCUAGCCGAAAACCCUGAAGAUUUCAACGAAAAGAAUUUCACAUCACGAGAAAUAUCUUUGAACGGGCAGAAAUAUGAAGUAAUAAGAACCAAUAAUCCUAAUUUAAUACCGAAAGGCGCAAUAGCUGCUGACAGUCCAGAUUUAGGUAAAUUCAUACAGGCUACACAAGAGCCACAAAAGGAAAGCCGCAUAUCUUUCGAGGAUUUAACAAAAGGUGUCUUACCACCGGGUGCUAACUAUGAACUUAUAAAGCAGUCGGAUAAUGGUAAACUGGAAGAAGUUUCUAGAUUACCGAGCACACUUCAGAACAAAAAGAAAGUGACAUUCGUGUUUCUCGAAGAGCAGGAUGACGGUACAUACAAAGUAAAAGGAGUAAAGGCGAACGGUCAACAGACUGAAGAAGGUCCUGAAGUAGAAGAAAUUUUAAACAAAAUCAAGAAAGGAGAAAUACAACUGCCCGGGCCUACGAAAAUUUCCAACACUGUAUACACAUCGACAACUUCAAGUCCAACUACUCAAUCGACUGACUACAUUGCGGAAUCUUCAUACCACCCUUCAAGUUACACCAGUUAUGUAACAACAUCCAACUACGGGACCUCCGGACACACUAACCCAAUACAAACAACGCCACCACCUACCUACGCGUCUUACCGUAACUCCAUCGCUUCUUCAACAAAGGCUACCCCUCAAACACAGACCUUUGCUCCCUCCACUCGAAGCACCACAACCGAGGCACCUCAACCUAGAUACGUCACAAAAUCUUCUACUCCAACCUACAACAUUAACAGGAACAGCUACAGCCCAAGGAAUCCCUUCCACACCACGACAGUUAUAAAUACAACUCCCGCGUAUACAAGAUCUACUCCUCAAGAAGUCGUAGUCAUUGGAUCAUCCAGCACAAUUUCACCAAACUACGAAGAAUCUACCUUCAAUUCUAACUACGCUAGAACUGGUACACCAGAUCUAAUAGAUAUUCUUAAGGAGAAUGGUCUCUUUGCGACAGCUAAAUACUUGAAACAAUCUGGUUUAGAUGCGAUAUUGAAUGAGACGGGACCCUACACAAUAUUCGCUCCAACGGACAAAGCUUUCAGGACAUUAUUGGUGCAACUCGGUGGACCUGAUAGGGCUGAGGAAAAAUUCCGCGACAAUCCUAGACUGCUUAGUGGGUUGCUGCUCCAUCACGUAAUCCCUGGUGCCUUCGACGUGGGUUCCCUCCAAGACGAGAUGACGGGGGUCUCGUUAGCUGGCACUCAGCUAAGAGUCAACCAGUAUGACAUGCAUGACGUCGAGUGGAAUGAGGUUCGCGUCACCACCAUCAACGGCGCUAGAGUUCUCGAGGAUAAGAAGGACAUACAUAUUCCUCAGGGUAUAGCGCAUGCAGUGGACAGGGUCAUGUUCCCGCUGCCAGUAGGGGAUAUAGUUCAGACCCUGCAAGCGGACAGGGACCGACGGUUUACCACCUUCCUCAAGGCGAUCAUUGCAAGUGGCAUGGCAGAAACAUUAUCAGAAAGCAAAACCUACACAGUGUUUGCGCCAACGGACGCCGCGUUUGCUCGUCUCCCGCCCGCGGAACUAUCAAGAUACUCCGAAAAGGCAGCUGCCAAGGCGUUAGUGGCGAGACACGUGUUGCCAGGGACAUUGUACAGUGCGGGCAUGCGGUACUACCAGCUGAGGAACUCUAUGGAGGAUGCUAAGCCCUUAACCUUGCAGAAGAGCUCCGGUCGCAUCAAAGUGAACAACGCACAAGUGGUGACGCACAACAUCCCGGCAACCAACGGCGUCAUUCACGCCGUAGACAACCUGCUCUAACAACCCCCCAACCCGCCAAAUUAGAUAAGGUUUCCGGAGUUACACUAAAAACCUUGAAGCUUUGACAAUCAAAAUUAAACAUGAAAUCAGUCUUUUUUUGAGCUCUAAGGGUGGGAUUUAUAGAGCGCACUUUGCUUUUCCUCAGACUUAAGAUUGAGUUAAAACGAGACAGAUUUAUGUGAAAGAUGUACAUCUGUCUCGUUUUAACUCUGUCUUAAGUCUAAGCAAAGUCAGAGUGCGCUCUAUACAUCUCACCAUUAGGCUGAGAUCGAUAGAGUAUUUUGACUUUGCUAUAUGUUCACUUUCAAUAAUUUUGUAUUGAAUGAAUUGCACUUCAAUUUUAUUGUAUAGCAGCGUCUUACUCGAAUAUUAAUUUAACCACCAUGUUGGCGAUAUUGUCUUUCUUCUUUUACAAUUUCUAGAACAAAAUCAUAUUUUUCUUUAUAGUUAUUUGCUUACAGUAAUUUCCACUCUUUUGUGUAUGUUUAAUACCUGAUCAG